AUGUCAUCCACCAAUGAUCCACCGCAUGAAAAUUCGCGUCCUCCAUCGAUUUUGCUUCCGCUAAACUCGCGUAAAAGUGAUUUUACCACAGGCUCAUCUAUCUCGUCCGUAGUGCCAGAGCUGCGUGCACCAUUGAACACGUCAGUCGAUAGUGAUGCAAACACUACCAAUGAACUGAAACGCUACGAUGCUGAAAACGUCAAGAAAUCAAGUCGAAAAAUUAAUUGGUGGAAACGCAUUACAGUCAUGACAAGUAAAAGACAACGGAAGGAAGGCCGAGUGGAUGGAUGCAUUUCUGACCAAGAAGUAUAUGUGAGGAACAUGCUCGAUUCCUUUAUGUCAUCCAUGAGCUCUAAAGACAGAAUCUCGACCAAUUUUUUUGUGGACGAUAGCAACAGCAGUAGCAGCAGUAGCAGCAGUAGCAGCAGUAGCAGCAGUAGCAGCAGUAGUACGAUGAGUAGCGAACAAAACUCCAAAAGACAACGAGAGGUACCUAUGAUAAUGACAGAGAGUGCUACUACGACAAAUUCUACUACGGCAACAACAAACAGAGCGAGUACCACGAAAGUGAUAAAAAAGAAUGUCAAAAACGUAGACUCUCCCGCAUACAUGGCACAAUUUACACCCAAUGAUUGCGCCCCACAGGAAGAACAUCAUUUAGAUGUGAAAUUCACGACUCGAGAAACUCGUGCAGCAGGCGCAACUGGCAUCAGCAGCAAUUCUAGUAGUGAAUUGUAUGACGAUCUUCUGGAUGAUAGGCUGUUUGCGUCCCCUCUGAUUCAUGACGAUAUAAACAAGAGGCUGCAGCGACACAUGAAGGCUGAAGCUAUGCACGCUCGGUCGUUGGAGAAGAAUCGCCAACGAACUAAAGCACGCAAGAAGAUAGUAUGGAUUGCUAAAGUUGGUGUCAAAACUCAGGACAAGUUGAUCAAAAGCAACAAUAAUGCAAAAGUAUUAAUAAGUAGCAGCGGGAGUGGCAACAGCUUAGAAGGUUCUUCUGGUAGCAUGGGAUCCGAGGCAGAUUUGAUACUUGACUCAUCUUCAUACACCUUUCGGACAUACUCACUUCCCUUUGUAAUGGAGCUGAGCUGUUUGCAAUGUGGAUGGCAUACGUCUUUCUCUGCAUACGUUAUUAUGGAUUCGCACAGUGUUAAGUCCCGCCACCGCCGGUGCACAAUAAAUGUGCUGCUGCUCUCCUUUGCCAUUUCGAUUUUAUUAGCGCUAGUUGGUACCCGAUUCAAAGAUCGUCAUAAUUCGUCAAGCUUAGUAUUUGCGGGCGAAGAAAAGAUUUUGGACGAGGAAUCGAUUUCACCUUGUCUUAACUCAAAAUGCCGUCAGAUAUUGUACGUGUAUUUUCCGCUACUGGCGUUUGCCUUCGUCUUUAUAUUUUACGUGCGCUUAAAAGUAAUCAUCGGUAAAUCAUAUCCGACAUCAGCUAUCGGGCGACUGGACAAGGUGGUGCAAUCGUACUUGAUCGUUUUUGUCGUAUGUUAUGGAAAUCUUAUUGUCCUCACAGCGCUACAAACGUCGACUUCGUGGAGCGUUCCGCCUGCUGCAUUAUUUAUGAUGCAGUACAUUUUCGAUGUGGUAGGAGUGUGCAUGGCUGUUUUCACUUUCAUGAACUUCCACCGUUGCAGAAAAGCGUUUGACUUUGGGUUGCCGCUCAAAUCCAUCGAUCCAAGCAGUAUCGAGUUUGAUGAUCCUGCUAACAUUAUUGGUGAAGGAACUUUUGCCAUUGUACUGAAGGCAAGUUGGCGACAAGGAGGACAUGGGGAUUAUUUGGCAUCACAAUCGAUCGAAGUGGCUGUCAAAACUUUCAAGCAUGCGCAAAUUGAAUAUUUGGAACAUGUGAAGGAGGAAGCUUACUUGUCGUCAAAGCUGGUCCAUCCUUGCAUUAUGAUGACGUACGGGUGUUUUACAAAUGGAAUUAACCUCUAUAUUGUGUACGAGUAUCUUGGAGGUGGUACGCUUCAGCAACUAAUCGAUUUGAACCGAAGCACACCGUUUACGUACGAGCGAGGAUUGCGCUAUGCACAGAUGAUCGCAAUUGGCAUGCGCUUCUUGCACGGUCUGACUGUGCCAAUUGUUCACCGUGAUCUAAAGCCACUGAACUGCAUCUUUGAUUCGGAGCAAGAGAUGCUGAAAAUUGCAGAUUUUGGUGAAUCGCGGUUGCUACGAACGCGAGAAGUCGUGGAUCCGGAAUCAAUAUUUUUUUCGUCGGCUGACAUAACUGUACAAAUGACAACUAAUAUUGGGAGUGCUUGCUGGGCAGCGCCGGAAGUGCUAAAAGAUGAGGCCAAGUCGGAAUACUCGAUCAAGAUUGAUGUUUACAGCUUUGGCAUUAUCUGCUGGCAGCUGUACACGUGUGGUGUGCCAUAUGCGGAUAUUCCGGGAAGCGUUUUGGCUGUGGCAGAGGCCGUAUUAAGUGGUGUGCGUCCACCAAUUCCUCCCGACUGUCCUCGAUUAUUUGCUAAAAUUAUGGAGCGCUGCUGGCAUGACAAUCCUUUGCGACGUCCGACUUUUGAUGAUAUUGUCCAGCUGUUAGAAAGUGAGCUAACAGAAGAGCGUCGUCGGUGUACUCGCGGCGGAGACAACGCAGCAGUUGCACCACCAACACUUGGUAUGAGCAAUUUUGGCGACUCUUGCAUGGAGAAUAAUAAUCUGAAUAGGAAUUCUAGUGCUGAUUGA
This is a messenger RNA of Plasmopara halstedii, 2688 nucleotides long. RefSeq names its product tkl protein kinase. Gene Ontology annotation, molecular function: ATP binding; protein kinase activity. Gene Ontology annotation, biological process: protein phosphorylation. The transcript is spliced from 5 exons. The coding region runs from base 1 to 2688 and encodes 895 amino acids. NCBI's taxonomy places the organism in Eukaryota, Oomycota, Peronosporomycetes, Peronosporales, Peronosporaceae. The record is from RefSeq and is a predicted model, not a curated record.